CCACGCCUCGCCACGGUAACUUCGCCAUAUUGACUGCUGUGUGUACCUCGUCUCCGGCCGCGGCGGUGGAGGUGGAGGUUGUUAACCUGGAGAAGGAAGCCUGUGGAUUCCCCCGCACAUCGCGUACGCUAAACACCGACUCACCGCAGAGGACGGAGACGUGAAAGCGUUCUAUUUUCCCUAUAUUCUCUGUGGAUAUUCAAGAAAAAGUGGUGGCGCCUCCAGCUGGACGAGGUGACAGUUGGACUCAUCCUCAGCGCCGGGCAUUAGAGGCGCCGGUGCCCCGGGAGUGAAGAAGCAGGAAAUACGGACGACGACUACUUCUAGUUUCUCAGGAACGAGGGAAGGGCGGAGAGAGGAGAAAGAUGCCCAAACCGAUCAAUGUGCGCGUCACCACCAUGGACGCUGAGCUGGAGUUUGCCAUCCAGCCCAACACCACAGGCAAACAGCUGUUUGACCAGGUGGUGAAGACGGUGGGAUUAAGGGAGGUGUGGUUCUUCGGGCUGCAGUACACGGACAGCAAAGGCUACGUCACGUGGCUCAAGCUCAACAAGAAGGUGACGCAGCAGGACGUGAAGAAGGAGAAUCCACUGCAGUUCAAGUUCAGAGCAAAGUUCUUCCCCGAGGACGUGUCUGAGGAACUCAUCCAGGAGAUCACGCAGAAGCUCUUCUUCCUGCAGGUGAAGGAGGCCAUACUGAACGAUGACAACUACUGUCCUCCAGAGACGGCCGUGCUGCUGGCAUCCUACGCUGUCCAGGCCAAAUACGGAGAUUACAACAAAGACGUUCACAAGCCAGGUUACCUGGGAUCUGACCGGCUACUGCCACAGAGAGUUCUGGAGCAGCACAAGCUAACAAAGGAGCAGUGGGAGGACAGAAUACAGUCCUGGCAUGAGGAGCACAGGAGCAUGCUCAGGGAGGACGCCAUGAUGGAGUAUCUGAAGAUCGCUCAGGACCUGGAGAUGUACGGCGUCAACUACUUUGAAAUCAAAAACAAGAAGGGAACGGAGCUGUGGCUCGGGGUCGACGCGCUGGGCCUCAACAUCUACGAGCAUGAAGACAAGUUGUCGCCAAAGAUCGGUUUCCCCUGGAGCGAAAUCCGAAAUAUCUCCUUCAACGACAAGAAGUUUGUCAUCAAACCCAUCGACAAGAAAGCUCCAGACUUUGUGUUUUACGCUCCUCGCCUGCGCAUCAACAAGCGCAUCCUGGCGCUGUGUAUGGGAAACCACGAGCUGUACAUGAGGAGGAGGAAGCCCGACACCAUCGAGGUGCAGCAGAUGAAGGCUCAGGCCAGAGAGGAGAAGCACCACAAACAGAUGGAGAGAGCGCAGCUGGAGAACGAGAAGAAGAAGCGCGAACACGCCGAGAAGGAGAAGGAGCGGAUAGAGCGAGAGAAGGACGAGCUGAUGCAGAGGCUGAGACGGAUCGAGGAGCAGACGCGACAAGCUCAGACGGAGCUGGAGGAGCAGACCCGCAAAGCGAUGGAGUUGGAGCAGGAGAGGAAGCGAGCGAAGGAGGAGGCGGAGCGUCUGGAGAGGGAGCGGCAGGCGGCGGAGGAGGCCAAGGCUCUGCUGGCUCAACAGGCCGCCGACCAGAUGAAGAACCACGAACAGCUGGCUGCUGAAUUAGCAGAGUUUACUGCCAAAAUCGCUCUGCUUGAAGAGGCGAAGAGGAAAAAAGAAGAGGAAGCGACCGAGUGGCAACACAAAGCUCUGUCGGCGCAGGAUGACCUGGACAAGACCCGGGAAGAGCUGAAGACGGCCAUGACUUCUCCACCGGCGCCAGAGCACGACGAGCACGACGAAACGAACGCAGAGGCGAGCGCCGAGCUGCUCAGCGACGGCGUCUCCAGCCACCGCAGUGAAGAGCAGCGCGUCACCGAGGCGCAGAAGAACGAACGUGUCAAGAAACAGCUGCAGGCUCUGAGUUCGGAGUUGGCCGAGGCCCGGGACGACACAAAGAAAACACAGAACGACAUGCUGCACGCCGAGAACGUCAGAGCGGGGAGAGACAAGUACAAAACCCUGCGCCAGAUCCGCCAGGGCAACACCAAGCAGCGCAUUGACGAGUUUGAGUCCAUGUGAGAGGUUCGGACGCAACGAUGAAGAGGGGGACAGCUUAGUCUCGCUGUCAUGUCAAUGCACCACUUCUCAUUGUAAAGCCCAAUAAAAAACCUGCUUCCACCGCGGGAACCCGUCCUGGAGGAAGACCAGCUGACCGGCUUUGUAGCUUCAGCCUCGCCAAAGCUCUGCCCAGCAGCGGUUAGCCAAUCAAACCGCCACCUGCUUUUUUAGGAGCUCCGCCCCCCUCCCACCCCCAAUGAAGCACACAACUUUUAAUCUGUUGGAAAAAAAAAAAAUAGCAAGCAGCGCACUCUGUCGAACACGGACGUCUCAUCUUUUACAAUACUGACAAUUUUAAUGCUUGCAUGUAGAGAAAAUGACAGAAUUGGUUGAUAUCAAGCGGCCGUUUGUAGCUUUUUGACGUUGCUGGCACACGUGUCCAUGAAGCUUUAAUAUCUAACUUUUACUUCUGUUGUCAAACAGUUUAAAUAAUUUGUUUAAACAAGAAAAAGAAGGGGGAAAAAAACACCCAUUUUUUUUGUCUCAUUUCCUCCCCGUCUGUCAGUGAAAGUUCAUUUCUGCUGGCGGCGUCGUUGGACAUCGGCUGAUUUAUCAGGUUACAAACGCUCACACUCAGGAGCAGCAACGCCGACUUUAAUGUGCUUGUUUUUAACGCUAACUGCGCUGACGUUCUCCUUCCACUCAGACUUGUGUUCAAAUAUAUAUUUUGCCCCCAAAUAAAGAAUGAAUUUAUAUUUCCAACCGUGAAGCUGCAGCAUGAUCUUCAGAGUCCUGACUGAGACCAGAACUGGUAGAACUGGGUUCACAGACAAACGAUGACCAGUCGGAGAUGCACGUUCAAAACCUGACACGCUGUAAACAUAAAGGAAAAUCUGAGUUCUGCAACUGAGUUUGUCAUUAAGGUGUUUUUGUGCCGGCAACAGAGGGACGGACUACUCAGUCCCUCCCAAUCUUGUAAAUGUGAUUUCUUAAGAAUGUUU
Solea solea (common sole) is the source of this 3064-nucleotide messenger RNA. RefSeq names its product radixin. Lineage: Eukaryota; Metazoa; Chordata; Actinopteri; Pleuronectiformes; Soleidae. Gene Ontology annotation, biological process: regulation of cell shape; positive regulation of protein localization to early endosome; positive regulation of early endosome to late endosome transport. The transcript is spliced from 15 exons. The record is from RefSeq and is a predicted model, not a curated record. Gene Ontology annotation, cellular component: apical part of cell; adherens junction; plasma membrane. Bases 366 to 2084 code for a protein of 572 amino acids. Gene Ontology annotation, molecular function: cell adhesion molecule binding; actin binding.